Molecule: messenger RNA, 351 nt
Organism: Rosa chinensis
Lineage: Eukaryota; Viridiplantae; Streptophyta; Magnoliopsida; Rosales; Rosaceae
Product: blue copper protein
Exons: 2
Coding region: 1-351 (116 amino acids)
Cellular component (GO): plasma membrane
Molecular function (GO): electron transfer activity
Source: RefSeq, a predicted model, not a curated record
AUGGCACGAGUCACUACUGCUCUUGUUGUCAUUGCCUUUUCCGUCGUUUUUCCGAGCAUGGUUCUGGCAACAGAAUAUGUUGUCGGAGAUGAUCUAGGCUGGGACGGAACUGCUAAUUACCAAGCUUGGGCUGAUGACCAUGCUUUCCAUGUUGGAGAUGUCUUAAGUGAACACAACGUUCUUUUAGCGGCUGAUCCUCUAGGGAUUGAUACUUGUGUUUCAUCUCCAAGCUUAGGUGUGUACGACAGUGGCAAUGACGCAUUAACCUUGAGCGUUGCUGGAACCUACUACUUCUUAUGUGGAUAUCACUGCGAUACACUUCAGCAGACGUUCUUUAUCGUUGUGGGCUAG